AUGGCGGUUACCAACGCCGGUGGCGAGUGCAUCCGCUUGCGCGGGAUCUACGACUACAGGGAAGACGGCGACGGCAAGAACGGGGAAGGUGUAUAUGUCGGAACCUCGAGCAGUCAGUGGGACAAUGAUAACAAUUGGGAUGACGUACCAGACGUGUGCAUGGGCAACAUCAUCCGUGACAACUACAUCAGGACAAGGGGUAAUGAAGGUAUUGACGUGAAAGAAGGAACCGUUGACACCCUGAUCGAGUACAACGAGGUGUACAUGCAAUACGACGACGACUCCGGAGGCAUCGGAAGCCGUGGUGACCGGAGCAUCAUCCGCUACAAUUACAUCGAAGACACGGACGGCGCGGGUGUCCGUCUAGGAGGCCACACCGUCGAUGGCAUUGAGUACGGCAAAAAUAACCAGGUAUACGGAAACACCAUGGUCGACUGCCGGCAGUCCGCCGUAAAGGUCAUGGUCGACCCCCAGGGUCAGAUCUGCGACAACGACGUUACACUUCCUGAUAACGUUGACGAGGACGACUACGAGUACUCCGGAGGAGACUUCUACUACGACCCGUUGAAACCCUGUGACUCUUCGCCCACGCCGGAGCCCGGGUCAACCCCUACACCGGUGACCCCAUCACCGGAGGCAACACCCGAGCCAACGACUGAGCCGCCAACGACCGAACCGCCAACGACUGAACCGCCAACGACUGAACCGCCAACGACCGAACCGCCAACGACCGAGCCAACGCCCGAACGAACACCCGGGCCAACGCCCGAACCAACGCCCGAAUCCACCCCUGAAACCCCUGGUACGUGCAGCGACGGUACUGAGGGCCUCGACGGCAACGGUGUCGUCUGCUGCCCCCUCGGAUGUGGCCAGUGCGCGGGUUCGGGGUGCAGCACCGCUGGCGCUGCGAAUGGUCUUACCUCUAGUUCAUGCUGCGGAGGAGGGAUCAAGAGUAGCGGCAACUACUGUGACGACACCGGCGUGGCCCCAUGCAUCUACGGCAGCGCUCCCGAUGCUGGCGAUGAUGACGAUGGUGACGAUGACAACGAUGAUGACGAUGACGAUGAUGUUGGCACGUGCAGCGACGGUAUUGAGGGCCUCGACGGCAACGGUGUCGUCUGCUGCCCGCUCGGAUGUGGCCAGUGCGCGGGUUCGGGGUGCAGCACUGCUGGCGCUGCGAAUGGUCUUACCUCUAGUUCAUGCUGCGGAGGAGGGAUCAAGAGUAGCGGCAACUACUGUGACGACACCGGCGUGGCCCCAUGCAUCUACGGCAGCGCUCCUGAUGCUGGCGAUGACGACGAUGGUGACGAUGACAACGAUGAUGACGAUGACGAUGAUGUUGGCACGUGCAGCGACGGUAUUGAGGGCCUCGACGGCAACGGUGUCGUCUGCUGCCCGCUCGGCUGUGGCCAGUGCGCGGGUUCGGGGUGCAGCACUGCUGGCGCUGCGAAUGGUCUUACCUCUAGUUCAUGCUGCGGAGGAAGGAUCAAGAGUAGCGGCAACUACUGUGACGACACCGGCGUGGCCCCAUGCAUCUACGGCAGCGCCCCCAACGCUGACGAUGAUGAUGACGGUGACGAUGAGGGCGAUGAUGAUAGUGAGGAAGACGACGAUGACGAGAAUACGUGCAGCAACGGCCUCGAGGGCAUCGACCACAAGGGCGAGGUCUGUUGUCCACUUCGGUGUGGCCAGUGCGGAGGUUCGGGAUGCAGCACUUCUGGCGCUUCGAACGGUCUUGGCGCUGAUUCUUGCUGCUCAUCGGAAAUAAAUGAUAGCGGCAGGCACUGUGACGACACUAACGAGGCCCCGUGUAUCAUUUAA
This is a messenger RNA of Ectocarpus siliculosus, 1821 nucleotides long. The record is from the annotation of a GenBank genome assembly. NCBI's taxonomy places the organism in Eukaryota, Phaeophyceae, Ectocarpales, Ectocarpaceae.